Acanthoscelides obtectus is the source of this 629-nucleotide messenger RNA. NCBI's taxonomy places the organism in Eukaryota, Metazoa, Arthropoda, Insecta, Coleoptera, Chrysomelidae. The record is from the annotation of a GenBank genome assembly.
AUGGCGACCUCAGGUGGGUCGUCAAGAGGAGCAAGCUCGACCUCAGAAUCGCUCUCGGACGAAGACGCCUCCUCCGCACCCUCCCUCGCAUCUUCGUCGGCAGCACCUCUCGCAAUUAAGGUAGAGGCUGUGCUGUCGAAGAGGAGUGGACUAGCCAUCUUCAUGGAAGAUAUACAGAUCAUUUGGAUCCUGACCAUCCAUGACGAUGACUGGGGAGCGACGGAAUGCAAAGACGACUAUAGUGAGUAUGUAAGGAUGCUCUCCUUCUCCGUCACAAGGUCGGGAGAAUUCGAGGUCAUGAUGCUAUAACGGACAAAGGAACUAUGGGUGGGUAGUAAUAUUCUUAAGAAUGAAAGUCGAGGUCACGAAAUUAGCAUUGGAUAAUAAAUGUAAAACUUAAACGCGAUCAGUGAACUUUAAUGAAGUAAUAAAUCUUGACUGUUAAUUCAUGCUAGAAAUCGUGAAAGUCGAACGGAAGAAUCCGUGAAAGUGAGUUAGGAGGGAAAAUGCUUGUAUAUAAGUGCUCAUAGUCGUAACUGUCACUGCAGUCCAAACACUUCAGGUUGAAAGCAUCAGUCUUUGACAUUGUGUUCUUUGUUCAAUUGCAGACAUGUGUUGAAGACCGUGUC